Messenger RNA from Paramecium octaurelia, 689 nucleotides. The record is from the annotation of a GenBank genome assembly. NCBI's taxonomy places the organism in Eukaryota, Ciliophora, Oligohymenophorea, Peniculida, Parameciidae.
AUGUUAUGGUAAAUGAAAAAGUUGGACUUUUAACAAAAGUAUCGUUUCAAAUAUAUUAUUAUAUUUGUAUGUAUCAAAUUAUGCUGCUCUAAUCAAACAGUAAUUCGUUAAAUCAUCACUUUUUAGGUUGUUUUUGGUAUUUUCAAAGAGAGAAAUUUCAACAAUUUCAUUCAUAGAAGGAGAUGUUUCUCUAAUUAUGGAACUGACAAUCAUAUAUAUUUUGGAUUAUUCUAUUUUGUAUUCCUGGCUUUGGAUUUUCUUUAUUUUUUGUAAUGUAUAUGAAUAGGGAACAACUCGAUAAAAUUAAGUUAAGAAAACCAAUAGGUUAUUUAUUUAAUGAAUAUAAUUCAAAAAGUUAUGAUUGGGAAUAAAUUAAAUUAUCAAAAAAAUUAUCAUAAUCAUUUGACAUUUUUGAAAGCGAUGUAUUGUUGAUGGCUUCGCUGCUUGGACUAUGUUUGCUUUUCUACUAAUUAUUAGCAGUAAAAUAAAAGCCUUAUAUCAUAUAAAAUUUGAACUUUUUAGAUAUUCUAACAGAAUAAAUUUGCUCUCUAUCUAUAUUUAUUAGUGCAGUCAAAUAUCUAUCAGAAAAGGAAAUGUUACAGCAUUAUCAAUUCUCCUUUAAUUUUUUAUCAUUUCGUUAAUUAGUAAAAAUAACUGAUGUUGAAAUGAAUAAGCUAGCAAGUCCUUGA